Messenger RNA from Chlorella variabilis, 1260 nucleotides. RefSeq lists its product as hypothetical. The transcript has 9 exons. Bases 1 to 1260 code for a protein of 419 amino acids. NCBI's taxonomy places the organism in Eukaryota, Viridiplantae, Chlorophyta, Trebouxiophyceae, Chlorellales, Chlorellaceae. Gene Ontology annotation, molecular function: A2-type glycerophospholipase activity. The record is from RefSeq and is a predicted model, not a curated record.
AUGGCUGCCGCAACAACUGCACAGGCCGCCCACGACGCCCCGUUGCCCUGGUGGCAGCGUCUGCGCUGGCGGCAGACGUCGCACGCCGAGGGUGUGCAUGUGGAGCGGCGCCUGCUGGACCUGCUGUCACACGGCGGCUAUGAGCAGCACGACGUCAAGGUGGGCCCCGGCAAGCAGGACUUCAUCCACACCGUGACCGGGGGGCAGGCCAACACCGCCUCCCCCGCCUUUGUGGCGGUGCCUGGCUACGGCAGCGGCAGCUCCUUCCUCUUCAAGGCGAGUUGGCCGACAGGAGGGCUGUUUGACGGCCUCAGCUCCAGCUUCCGCCUCUUUGCUGUGGACAUGCUGGGCACAGGGCUGUCGGGGCGGCCGCCGUUCCGGGCGCGCAGCACCGCGGAGGCCGAGGCGUUUUUCGUGACGUCCCUGGAUGCGUGGCGGAGGGAGCAGGGGCUGGACAAGAUGGUGCUCAUGGGGCACAGCAUGGGAGGGUACCUGUCGGCCUGCUACGCGAUGAAGCACCCGGAGCACGUGCAGCACCUGAUCCUUAUGUGCCCAGCGGGGGUGGGCAGGAAGCCCGAGGACUGGCAGCCACCAGAGGUGCUCCGCAACCCGUGGACCGUGCGCGGCCAGCUGUUCAGGUUUGCGACGCGCGUGUGGGACUGGGGCGUCACCCCCGGCUCCAUCGUGCGCUGCAUGGGCCCCUGGGGCCCGGGCAUGGCCUCCAAGUACUGCCGCUCCCGCUUCACGCGCCAGCAGCAGCUGACCGAGGAGGAGGUUGCCGUGUUUGAGCAGUACCACUACCACACCAUCGCGGCCUCCGGCAGCGGCGAGUACGCGCUGCGCCACAUCCUGCAGCCCUUUGCCUGGCCGCGGGCGCCGCUGGAAGACCGCAUGCAGCAGCUGGAUGUGCCCGUCACCUUCAUCUACGGCGAGCACGACUGGAUGGAUGUCAAGGCGGCGCGGCGGCUGACGGCCGCCAUGGCGCAGCACCGCGGCCCCAAGUUCCCCGCCGACAUGCGGGUGCUGGUGACGCCCGACGCCGGCCACUACCCCGCCAUCGACCAGCCCGGGUCGGUGCUGCGCCAGCUGGCGGAGACGUGCGACGCCUACCUGCCGCCCGCGGCCAAGGAGGCGCUGCUGGCGGCGGCGCGGCGCCAGCCCUUUCACGGCGCGGUCAAGACCGAUGCCGCGGGGGCGGUGGAGGCCGAGAUGGCCAGCAACCCGCUGGAGGCUGCGGCGCACGAGGCCUCGGAGCUGUGA